ACAGUUUUACAGAAAUCACACUAUAAUGAAAAUCUACCAUUUCUCUGAAUAAUUAUUGCGGUGAAUUCUCUAGGAAUCAUCGCAAUUCGAGAAGAAGCAGAGAGAACCGUAUGGAUGCUGAAGGAAAUCACACGGGCCAUUUCAAGCUAUGGAGCGAAUUGGAAUUGCGGGAGUUCCCGGAAAAGUUCGUAAUCAGACCGCGGGAAUCUCCGGAUCUAGGCUUUUCCGUCAGCCGCUCCGAUGGUUCGAUCGAGAAGCUACACGGGGAGACGAGUACUGGAGAGCCUUCAAAGAUUUCUACAAUAUACGGGGUUGUUGGAACAAUUAGGCUGCUAGCAGGUAUUUCCUGGAUCUCGAUCAUCUUUUUAAAUUAAUUUCAAGAGGAUCUGUAGCUGAAUUUGCAUAUGAAGAAUGCGUUAAAUGGUUGAUCUUAGUUCUUUUUCAUAUUAUGUGGCUAUCGGAAGAGCCAAUGGGGGGUGCCUUUUCUGUAGCAAGUUGACUCGUGUAAAGUCAGGGGAGAUCAUGCAGGAACAGUGUUCUUUUUCUAAUAAUUGUUUACUUAGAUGUUUGUUUACAUAUAUCUCAUUCUUGGUGCAGGAGCACAUAUAUUAGUUAUAACUUCUCACAGAGAAGUGGGAACUUAUCUUGGUUUUCCUGUUUUUCGGGUGACAUCCAUGAAGUUCCUGUCUUGCAAUGUGGCGUCCAAGUAUCUAACCAGUGAAGAAAAAAAAGAUGAAGCAUACUUCACAAAUCUGUUGAAAGUAGUGGAAUCAACACCAGGGCUAUAUUUUUCUUAUGAAACAGAUGUAACACUGAACUUGCAGAGAAGAUACAAAUUGGCUAAAGGUUGGACGAGAAAACCAGUAUGGAAACAGGCCGAUCCAAGGUUUGUUUGGAACUGGAAUCUGCUGGAGGAGCUAAUUGAGAAUAAGCUUGACGGAUUUAUCAUUCCUCUAAUGCAAGGAAAUAUCCUUAAUGCACCUGUCUAGCUUCCUGACCUAAGCAUCUGCUGAUAUCGAGAGGAUCGGGCAUAGAUCUCUUGAUCAUUAUCAGCCAAAUUUCACUUUCUGUUGCAUGUUGGUUCCUUAACAAAGACCUAAGCUUUCAGGGUGCACAAUUGAAGUUCAGAGGUUCAUCAGCUAUAGUAUCAUUGAUAUCAAGAAGGUGUACCCGACGUUUAGGAACCAGAAUGUGGAGAAGAGGAGCUAACCUAGAGGGUGACACGGCUAAUUUUAUUGAAACUGAGCAGUUUCUGGAUUUUGAGAGUUUGAGGUCUUCCUUUUUACAGGUCCGGGGCUCAAUCCCCCUCUUGUGGGAGCAAAUUGUUGACCUGAGCUAUAAACCGCAUCUUAAUAUUAUUCCUCAUGAAGAAACAGUAUUCCCCCUAAACCAUUGCUCCUUACUUCUUUCUAGUUCAAUAGCCACUAGCAAAUAUGU
This is a messenger RNA of Cuscuta campestris, 1437 nucleotides long. The record is from the annotation of a GenBank genome assembly. Lineage: Eukaryota; Viridiplantae; Streptophyta; Magnoliopsida; Solanales; Convolvulaceae.